GUUGUGGCCUGUGGCCUUGGUCUUGCUGAGAUGCUUCAAAGCCUUAUUAAGAAUGUCUGGGUCCCCAUGAAACCCUACUAUACCCAGGUUUACCAGGAAAUUUGGGUAGGAAUGGGGUUAAUGACCUUCAUCAUUUAUAAAAUCAGGAGUGCUUAUGAAAGAAGUAAAGCUUUGAAAGGCGCCAGUCCUGCACCUGCCCAUGGCCAUCAUUAA
Messenger RNA from Peromyscus leucopus (white-footed mouse), 213 nucleotides. Its product is annotated as ATP synthase subunit ATP5MPL, mitochondrial-like. The record is from RefSeq and is a predicted model, not a curated record. Bases 31 to 213 code for a protein of 60 amino acids. Gene Ontology annotation, cellular component: mitochondrion. Lineage: Eukaryota; Metazoa; Chordata; Mammalia; Rodentia; Cricetidae. The transcript has a single exon.